CGGAGUGGAGUCAGAGUGAAGGGCUGCACGCGGACAGACGCGCGCGGGCGGCGGAUCAAACACAAAGUAUCGGAAAUGCCGGGCUCCUCCACCCGGACCUCUAGCCCUCACGCCGACCCUGUGCUCCACUCCGACCCGCCUCACAGCGCUUCUGUCCCGGCCGGCUCCCCGCGGCUGCCCGACGCGCUCCGGAGCGGCAGUGUCGCACACGCGGACUGCCGGAUGGUGGACGUGCACGGCGUGCAGGUGGCGUCGUUCACGGUGGACGGCGCGGAGCUGGUGUGCCUGCCGCAGGUGUUCCAGCUGUUCCUGAAGCACCUGGUGGGGGGGCUGCACACCGUGUACACCAAGCUGAAGCGCCUGCGCAUCAGCCCCGUGGUCUGCACCGUGGAGCAGGUGCGUGUGCUGCGCGGGCUCGGAGCCAUCCAGCCCGGAGUGAACCGAUGCAAGCUCAUCAGCAGACCCGACUUCGAGACGCUGUACCAGGACUGCACCUGCGCCAGCUCUCGUCCAGGUCGGCCUCCUAAGAGAACACCGGGCGUGGCCUCCAUGACUGAUGGCUCCAGGCUCCUCCCACACAGUCUGCAAAGCCCCACCCUGCUGUCUCAGACAGGGCUCACAGCGGCAGCAGCGAUGGCCGAGGUUCUGAGGCUCCAGAAGAUGCGGAUGAUGAUGCGUUUCCAUGGCAGCAGUGUUCAGCAGCGACAUCACAUCAGAACCGAGUCGGAGAACGAGGACACGGCAGGAGGCAGCGAAGGAUCCUGGGAAAAGGAGCAGCAGCUCCUCUCUCCUCCCCCCUCAGUUGUAGCGCCUCCUGCUGGUUCGACAUCCCUACACUUCAAAACUUUGCAGCAGCAGAGCUCGCUGUUAGCCAACCGCCUGUCAGACCUUCCUUUUAUGGUUAUGCCACAUCCCAUCCUCCCUGUGGGCUUGCCUCCUGCCAAUGUUGCUAUGACGAUGAAUCAGAUGAGUCAGCUCAGUGAUUUAGCAAACAUGGCCGUUGUGUCACAGGUCCACACAGAAGAGAGCAAGGAGUCUCCUUUAGGUAGCCCCUCCCCCACUCCCAGCGAUGAUGAGCUCCACCCACAGGCACCGACCAGCCAAUCGCCUUCUAGGGCAUCUUCAUCAUCGUCAUCAUCACCCCUUCCUCCAGCACACACACCAGAUCUGGAUGGGGAGCCAGGAAGCAUUAAACAGGCUUUGAAAGAAAAAGAGGACAGCCUGCUGUCCCUCCCCCUCAUCAAACCAACCUAUGACAAGCUGGCACUCACCUCCCAGUCACUGUCAAUCAAACACACAAACCCCACCUUUGCUCCGUUCCUAUUCGCUGAGGGUCUGUCAUCAAUGGAGACGCUGCUGACCAACAUACAGGGUCUCCUGAAGGUGGCGGUGGAGAGCGCUCGCUCUCAGGACAAACGGAACCAGCAGGAGAGGAAAGAGUUAAAACUGGAGCUGGAGAGAGAGAGGGACGCCCGACAGACGCUGCAGAGACAGCUGAGCUCCGAGCUGCACACCAGAGUGUCGAUCCAGCGGAGGCUGAAGAAGGAGAAGAAGGCAAAGAGGAAGCUACAGGAGGCGCUGGAGUCGAGGAGGAGAGAGCAGGUGGAGCGAGCGCUCAAACACUCGGACGGCCUCACAGAUGCCGUGACUCCGGAGAGCGAGCUGGAGAACACCCAUCAGGAGAACGCUGCAGCUCACGGUAACAAAGCACGUCGCGCCAGCUUCCUCCACACAGACGCCAUAAUAACUGAGAGUAGUACUGUCUCUGACUCACAGCUCAGAGACAGUACUACACACUCAGUACAUGCAGUACUGAGUGUGUUAGUGACCACAGGUGUAUCAGCGGUCCGUCACACUCGUUAUUUCUUUAUCUUUGAAAUAUCUGAAUGUUGUAGUUUUUCUCUCUCUGCUGUUUAAACUCAGCUGUUGGUGUUUUGGACUCUGUGACAGAAACAAACUGAUCAGCAAACAGACAAAUGUUUACAAGCUUCAGUGCGUUUAGGUCAGUUAGGGUGAAGCCGUGAUCAGACCACUGCAGACGCUGAUGUUCGUACCUGCUGCUCUGACCUCACCUGGGCUGUGUCCCAAUCCAGCAACCGCACGCUUCGUAGUGCGCAUUUGGAGACUGAUUACGCCACAGCAACUAGACGAAGGGUGUCCCAAUUCGAAGUGUACUGCAAAUGCGGUCGACAAAUGCGCAUUUCCCCAAAUUUGAAGGGUGGGUCCGGAGUAGACUUCGUGGCCCCACAUAUCCCAGGAUUCCUAGCGCGGUGGUGGGUGUGGAUAUUUUUUUCAGAAAAAAACACCGGAUGCCUGAAGCGGGGCGGCCGAAGAGUAAACUUUUAAAAGUAAGUACUGAAUAUUAUGUCACUUAUUUAUGUGCAAAUGUUGAAUAAUG
This is a messenger RNA of Oreochromis aureus, 2398 nucleotides long. RefSeq names its product dachshund homolog 2-like. Bases 76 to 1917 code for a protein of 613 amino acids. Lineage: Eukaryota; Metazoa; Chordata; Actinopteri; Cichliformes; Cichlidae. The transcript is spliced from 11 exons. The record is from RefSeq and is a predicted model, not a curated record.